Messenger RNA from Amyelois transitella, 2383 nucleotides. RefSeq names its product chitooligosaccharidolytic beta-N-acetylglucosaminidase (gene Hexo1). NCBI's taxonomy places the organism in Eukaryota, Metazoa, Arthropoda, Insecta, Lepidoptera, Pyralidae. The transcript is spliced from 16 exons. The record is from RefSeq and is a predicted model, not a curated record. Gene Ontology annotation, molecular function: beta-N-acetylhexosaminidase activity. The coding region runs from base 143 to 1927 and encodes 594 amino acids. Gene Ontology annotation, cellular component: membrane. Gene Ontology annotation, biological process: ganglioside catabolic process; glycosaminoglycan metabolic process; carbohydrate metabolic process.
GCGAAUGCUAGUAAGCAAACGGUGGUAUAGAAAGGAUGUAGUUUACGCACCUAGGAGUUGCAAGUGCCUUUUUUUUAAAAGCCUCCCGUUCCCGUAAUAGUGCCGGAUCCAUUUUUGUUCCUAUAAAUCAAGCUCAUACACAAUGUGGCCCCUGAAAAUAAUUAUAUUUACUAUUUAUAUAAUCCUUCCACAUCGCGUGAUCAGCGAAGACCACUCAGCGUUAUGGCGGUGGAUGUGUGAAGACGGAAAAUGUCUGAAAACACGAACAGACCCCAAAAAUAAUGACCCCGCGCUCAGUUUGGAGGCUUGCAAAAUGUUUUGCAAUGAAUUUGGAUUGCUUUGGCCCAAACCAACAGGACAAGUGGACCUUGGUAAUUUCUUGUCCAAGGUCAAUCUGCAGAGCUUGAAUGUGGUGAACCUCAAACGAGGAGUCAGUGAUGCUAUGACAGAAGCUGCUGUGCAGAGAUUCAAGAACCAAGUUUCGUAUGGCAUUCCUAAGGGAGCGAGCCCUAAAGCCACAGGGAAGGCCGUGGAAGUAUACCUUAUAAAUGGGAGCCCUGAUUUACUAGAGUUUUCUCUUGGAAUGGACGAGGGUUACGGACUUAGAGUUGGCGGCAAUGGCGCAGAGAAGAUUAACGCGACAAUAUUCGCAAACUCUUUCUUCGGCCUCAGGCACGGCUUGGAAACCCUGUCACAGCUCUUCGUGUACGAUGACAUCAGAAACCAUAUGUUGAUGGUGCGGGACGUGAUGAUCGAUGACAAACCUGCGUACCCUUACAGGGGACUUUUGUUGGACACCAGCAGAAAUUACUACACCGUUGACUCAAUUAAGAGGACGAUUGAUGGUAUGGCCGCUGUCAAGUUGAACACUUUCCAUUGGCACAUCACGGACAGCCAGAGCUUCCCCUUCGUGUCUGAAAGGAGGCCUAAUUUGUCCAGAUUGGGAGCCCUGAGCCCUAGCAAGGUUUAUACGAAGAGCGACAUCAAAGACGUCGUUCAAUACGGGCUGGAGCGUGGCGUGCGCGUGUUGCCAGAGUUCGAUGCGCCCGCGCACGUCGGCGAGGGCUGGCAGGACACCAACCUCACUGUUUGCUUUAAGGCUGAGCCAUGGCAACACUACUGCGUGGAGCCCCCCUGUGGUCAGCUGAAUCCGAUCAGAGAUGAAUUGUAUGAAUACCUGGAGGAUAUCUACAUGGAUAUGGCUGAUUUAUUCAAACCGGACAUGUUCCACAUGGGUGGUGACGAAGUGAGCGAAAAGUGCUGGAACAGCUCCGCGGAGAUCCAGCAGUUCAUCCUGCAGAACAGGUGGGACCUCAACAUGACCGGCUUCCUCAAACUCUGGAAUUAUUUCCAGACUAAGGCGCAGGAUAAGGCCUAUAAGGCGUUUGGGAAAGGCAUUCCACUUAUAAUGUGGACGAGUACACUGACCGACUACGAGUCUGUUGAGAAGUACCUGAACAAAGACGAUUACAUCAUUCAAGUGUGGACCACGGGAGAAAGUCCUCAAAUCAAGGGUUUGCUGGAGAAGGGAUACCGCCUCAUCUUGUCAAACUACGACGCGUUGUACUUGGACUGCGGCUUCGGGGCCUGGGUCGGCAGUGGUAACAACUGGUGCUCGCCGUACAUCGGCUGGCAGAAGGUCUACGAUAAUAUGCCAUCAAAGAUUGCGGCCGAUCAUAAGGAUCUUAUUCUUGGCGCGGAAGCUGCGCUAUGGUCUGAGCAAUCAGACACGUCGACCUUGGACGGUCGCCUCUGGCCACGUGCUGCAGCACUGGCCGAGAGGUUGUGGAGCGAUCCGCAGCAUGACUGGAAGGAAGCCGAGCAUCGAAUGUUACACGUCAGGGAACGACUGGUCCACAUGGGAAUCCAAGCGGAUUCCAUUCAGCCAGAGUGGUGUUACCAGAACGAAGGCUAUUGCUACAAUUAAGAAGUUUCUAGUGCCUUUAUCAGCAUCAUCAUGACAUUCUACACAAAUUUUAUUAAGUAUUUUUCACUUUACUAUUAAAUAGAGAGAGGAUAAUAUGUAGUUUUAACGAAAGAUUAUGCUACCGUUAAGAAGUUUCAAGCACAUUUUUUGCAUUAUCAUGGCAAUCUGCAUUAUUUUAUAAGUAUUUCUCUCUUUACUAUUUUAUCUAUCAAUGUGGUGUUGCCAGAAUGAAGAAAACUACUAGUUUAGGAACUUUUUGUGCCUUUUCAGCGUAAUCUGCACAAUUUUUUAUUAGUAUUUUCACUUUACUAUUUUAUAUCUAUAAAUAUCCGUAUUUUUAAAUGCGAAGUUAAACCUAUAUGUCUCACAUAGAUACGUUUAUUGAUUCUUAAAUAAAGUGUAUUGAAUAUAAAUUAUGGAAUAUAUUUUUUUUUUAAUAAAAGUUUGAACAGGAAA